This is a messenger RNA of Saccostrea cuccullata (small rock oyster), 2262 nucleotides long. RefSeq names its product leucine-rich repeat and coiled-coil domain-containing protein 1-like. The transcript is spliced from 6 exons. The record is from RefSeq and is a predicted model, not a curated record. Bases 30 to 680 code for a protein of 216 amino acids. NCBI's taxonomy places the organism in Eukaryota, Metazoa, Mollusca, Bivalvia, Ostreida, Ostreidae.
AGACUGAUGCCUUAAAGAUAAAAACUAAAAUGUUGGAGGAUCAGACUGAGACCAUCAGGAAACUGAAGGAGGCUGUUAUGGAGAGAGACGAGGAGAUAAAGAGAACUCGUGAAGAAGCCCUGAAAACACAGAGGAAUCUAGAGGAACAACUGUCAGAGGAAAGGGCAACCAUGCAGGAAAAUCAGGAAACUUUGGAGAGAUUAAGGGAACGUAAGCAAGAGCUGAAACAAGAAACUGUGGAUCUGAAAGCAGAACUGGAGGAUUCAAAAAAGGCUCACAGCAUUCUUAACAAUAAAUGGAAGGAGAAGUCUCAGCUGAUUGGUCAGUUGGAGAAACAGGUGACUGAGAUGAGGGACAACUGGGAAAGCAAGGAGAGGAAGCUGACAGAGGAAAGGGACAAGGCAAUACAGGCAGCCAACAUUGCCAUAGAGAAGCUAAAGACAGUGGAUGAUGCCUUCAGACAUCAGCUGGAGAGUAAAGAAAUGAAACACAGAGAGGACAUGGCUCAACUAGAGGAGGAAAAACAAAUGGAACUAGAACAGGCCAAUCAAAGGAUUGCAGCAGUUGAGGAUGAAAUGAGGGAACUUCUCCAGGAAACGCAGGCCAAUAAAAAAGCAAUGGAGGACAGGGUGAAACGACUCACCAGAGCCAUGGCGGAGCUCCAAUCAGAUCUGAUUUAAACUCGAUACUCAUUCCAUAACUCAGGACUGAGCACAGCUACAGAUCUGAUUUAAACUCGACUACCAUUACAGAAUUUAGCACUGAGCCCAGCUAACAGAUCUGAUUUCAACUCAGUAACCAUUACAGAACUCAGGACUGUGCUCAACCAUGGCAGAGCUCCUAACAGAUCUGAACUCGAUACCCAUGACAAACUCAUGACUGAGUACAGCCAGUCAGAUCUGAUUUAAACUCGAUACCAAUUAUUCAACUCACCAGAGGGAUGACUGAACUCCAGUCAGACCUAAUAUAAAUGUGAUAACUAUUACAGAACUCAACACCAACCAGAGCUGUUACACAGCUCCAUUCAGAUCUGAUUUAAACUGGCUAGUUCUAACAUGACUUGCUGUCCAUACUGGAGUCUAGUCAAACUUAUUUCAUCCAUGAAGUUCAAGUGCCACUCAUUCACAAGUUGGACUUAUUUUUAACUUGUUAGUUUAGCCUACAACUGGUGGUAACCCAUAAUGCAGCGCUUAUAAAAUUUGUUGCCAUUUGAUGCCUUGGCCAGCUGAAGCUGCAGACAUGGUUCAUUGUGGUUUGCAUUGGGUUGCUGGUUUACCAUUGCUCACUGGAACUGUGGCUAGAUAUGAUUUAAACUUAAUGAUUAUGAAAUUAAAUACAUGUAGUUCUAGUCCUAUGUUUACCAGGGGAAUGAAAAGUGUUUAAGGUUUGUCUGGAUCAUAAGUGAAUGAUGUACAGAUUGUAGAAGUUCUCAAUGUUUUAUGUGUUUAUUUUGAUUUAUAAUCUAUUCAUAAUUGUGUAUAAAUUCAAACUAUACCAUAGGUCACAGAAUGUAUGAAUUUAUGACUUUUGACCUGUUGACCUUAAACUGGAUAAGAUUCUUCUUGACACCAUAGAGAGUUUGAUAUUAAUCUUUAUUAAUGAAAGAUCAAAUAAACUAAAGUUAUCAUUUGGAAUUUCAUUGCAAAAGCUCCGAAUCCUUUAAAGAUAUUGCACAGAAAUGAAGUGUUACUGAAUGCAUUGAUAUGACCUUUUACAUCAAAAUCAAUAGUCUUCUCAAGGCCAUAGGGAAUUGUGAUGUAAGUUGUGAUGUAAAAUUCCAUUGCAGAAGCUGACAGUCUUCUUCCAAAAACAAAAGUAUUACACACAGACAGACCCUAAUUAACAUCCCCCUGAAAGGGGGGUCAAAUAAGAGGUAUUAUGAAAUGUUGGAGGGGGGGGGGGGGGUAAGUAUGCAUUAAUGCUGAUUUUGAUGAACAAUAAUUCAAAGGUACAAUAAAUUUGAGAAAGAAGAAAAGGGGUGAAUUUUAAAGAAAGAUUUUGUGUGUUUUAUAAAAGGUAGAAAUGGUCAGUCUUGUACUUGUCUCAAGAACUUUACAUUAACAAUUUUAUUGCAUUCAAUAUUAAGUUAUGAAUAUUAUAUAAUUGUGUAUAUAUAAUGUAGUGUUAGAAGAAUGCAUAUCUUCCAACUGAUGCUUGUGUGAUGUGUACUAUUUAUUGGAGAAUCAAGUGUUUGUUUCCACAUGACACAAAGGUUUAUAAAAUUGUCAUGCGUAGAAAUUUUAAUAAAAGAGAUAUGUGAAG